AUGACUAAAUAGCUCAGAUCAAUUAAAAGAAUUUAAAAAUCUAUUAAUUGGUCCAAAUAUAUGGAUUAUUUGACCAGUCUCAAAUACUUUUUGGAAUCUAUUUUAUUCGUCUCACUAUUAAUUUUAUAUGCAAUUAUUGAAAUUAGUGAGUUAGACUUUUUCACAAAUUCUUAAUUACUUUUAAACUAGAGCUUAAAUAUGGCAAUCUAAAAGUCCUACAUAUCUCCAAUUACUAACUUAUCCUAAAUUAUUUCCCUAUCAAUCCCUAAUGGAUCAGUUCAUGGUUUGAGUCCUACCUAUCCUCUUCAGUCCGGCCUACUUAUUCAAACUCUUGUUGGUAUAGUAAAUAUUUAAUGAUAAUUAGGAUAACAUCAAUAAUUGCGAUAUUCUGAAUGAAAAUCAAAAGCAAAUGUAUUUGGGUAAAAAUUAAUCCUGCUUGUUGUUUGACAUAUACUUCUUACAUUAAGUAUUCUAUCAGAAGAUAUAUAUGUAUUUUAUUUUUCAAAAGCAUUGAACAGCUUAUAUAAACAAAUGAUCGAUAAAUUUAAUUAUUAUACUAAUAACAAAUUAAUGUAAAAGAAUCUAAAAGUGUUAUUAUUUUAUCAUUCUACCUUAGUUAAAAAUCCUCUGUGAUGGCAACAUAACAUAAACCAGCUAAUUAAAUCAAAGUUACACUAAAUUAAAUUUUGACCCUAAAGUCUAUAACGAAUAGUUCGGAGGUUAUGUUUGGGAAUUUAAUUUAAGCUCAAGAGAAUCCUUUUAAGAAAGUUAUGAUUAAAUGGUUUCAGAAGAAUGGUUGUAAUAUAAUAUCAAACAAUCCCAAUUCUUGUUGAAUUAUUAUAAUGGUCCUACUUAGAGAAUUAUAUAGGUAAGUAUCACUACGCUUUAUUUAUUCAACGACGUAAAUAUUUUGAUGAUAUUUAGCGUCUCUUGAAUUAUAAUAGCUUUUCAGCGGAAGGUUUUAAUUUAAAAGAUAUACCAGAACAAGUUCUAAUAAACAAAGACAUUAUAUUUUAUUGUUCGAUUGUCCUAUUGAUUUCCUCCUUUUUUGGUAGACAACUAAUUAAAAUUAUAUAGAUUUCUUUGGCUUAUACUUUGUAGGGACUAAAAAUAAUUUGAUUGUGAUCUACCUGUAAUACUAAGAAUUACUGAACAGGAAGAAAAAAUUGGAGGCUAAAAAAAGGUAGAUAAGCGAAAGUGAUUAAAAAGAUCUAUAGUAGAAACAAUUGAUAGUAGGAGAAUAUGCAAUAAUAAAUUUAAAGGUGAUUUAUGUUACAAUUAGAAUUCCCUUAGUUUUUGAUUAUAUUUGUAAUGAAAUUGUUAGUAUUUUAGAUAUCUUAUGUCAAUUUGGAAUGGUUAUGAAGAACACAAUAGACAAUUAGUAUGAGGAAGCAUUAUAAGAAAUAGAUUUGAAAUCAGAUUAAUAUUAGGAUGCAAAUGCCUUGAUAGUGCCACUGUUUUUGAGUAGAAUAUUUUCAGCUGUUUUGGUGUUAUUUUUGAUGAUUUCGAUAGUGAGGUUUAUGGGGAAUUGGAGUCCAUAUUUAAAAUGCUAUGGAUUGGUCAUGAUAAGAGUAAUGCUAAUUCUAGUUUGCAUAGUUCAACAGAGAGUCUUGGUUCUUGAUGCUUGUUUUGGUAUUCAUAAUCAGUGUUUGUGCAAUGUCAUGGAUCGUAACCAUUCAAGGCAAACUAAUAAGCCAUGACAAUUUCAUUUAUACCUUUUUGGGAUUGCUUAGAUGUACCUUGCGAUUUGGAUUGGAUAAUGAUAUUGAACAAUAAGGGUUCUAUAAUACAUAUGCUAAAGAUUAAAUCUAUUCUUUUGAGACUAAAUAUGUAAAAAGAUUCGUUUAGAAUAUUAGUUACAAUACAUAAUAAUAAUCACAAUCACAAUGAUAAUGAUUCCAAUAUUUAUUUCUCUAAUGACUGAUUUAGUUCAAAAUACAAAAGUGGAAGCAAAAUAGAAGAUGAUGGAGAUGAGAAGGCAAAAUUAAAAAUGA
Messenger RNA from Paramecium octaurelia, 1994 nucleotides. NCBI's taxonomy places the organism in Eukaryota, Ciliophora, Oligohymenophorea, Peniculida, Parameciidae. The record is from the annotation of a GenBank genome assembly.